Rotaria sordida is the source of this 2196-nucleotide messenger RNA. The record is from the annotation of a GenBank genome assembly. NCBI's taxonomy places the organism in Eukaryota, Metazoa, Rotifera, Eurotatoria, Philodinida, Philodinidae.
AUGUCCGAUGGAAACAAAUUUGACGUAACUGCAUACGCACAUCAACGUCAGCAAAAUCGAUUACCAUUAGAAGAAAUGGGCAAUGUAUUGCUUGACGCGAUGCAAGGUACUCUGAUUUGUCUUGAUAAUCAUAAUAUUAUUAUUGAUGUAUCAAAAACAAUAAAAAAUUAUUUUGGUUUUGAACAAGCUGAAAUUGUUGGUCUUUCAAUAUUAUUAUUAAUUGAAGAUAGUGAACGUGAUUUAUUUUCAAAAUUUCUUUCUAGUUCAUCACAAUUGUAUGAUAUUUGUUGUGUUCGAAUGAUAAUGGCUGUUACAAAUGAAUAUCGACAAGUAAAAGUACAUCGAAAGAAAAAAUUUAGUCACGACAAUGUUGAUGUACAUUCAACAACAAAUCGAUAUAGUAGUUCAAUAGGAACAAUACUUGUUUUAACAUUAGAUGAUUCAUCUUAUAUUGAUAUAACACUUUUUGAUGUAUAUAAAGAAGAAUUUUAUACAAAAAUGAAUUUAAUAGGCGAAAUUAUAUUCGAAGAUCACAGAGGUGCCGUAAUAACUGGUUAUUUACCACAUGAAAUAGUAUCUCAAUCAAUAUUUAACUUUGUUUAUCAUGAUGAUCGUCUAGUUAAAUUACAUGCAUUAUGGAAAUGUGUAACAACCGGUGCAAGUAAAUUACAAUGGCGUUUAAAUGCACGUGAUGGUUCAUUAGUUUUUCUUUAUACUGAAUAUAAAUUAAUAGCUAAUCAUCAAAAUCAAGAUACAAUCGUUGCUCGUAAUGAAGUUCUUGAUCCAAUACAACAAUCACAAUUUGAUGAAUUACAAGCAGCUUGGAGACAUCAAUGUGCAGCAGAUAUUAAAGGAAAUAGUUCAUCAUUUAAAUUAAUUUCAUCAUCAGAUAUAGAUUCUUCUUCUUCUUCUUCUUCUUCUGCUUCGAUUUCAACUGGUGAUUGUCGUAUAUAUGUACCAUCAUUAAAUAUGUGUUUUUCAACGAAUAAAUUACAAUCAUUAAAAAUCGUAGGAAAUAUAUUUGAUGUAUCGAAAUUAGCACGUCCAUUAACUAUUCAAGAUUAUAUAUCAAUAUUAAUUAAUAAUGAUAAAUAUCUUGAUAAUGAAUUAGUAAAUAUAAUUAAUAAUUUACCAUCAUUAGUAUUACGUUAUAAACGUUUAAAUAAUAAUGAUAAUCAAACAAUGAAUGAUGCAGAUAUUUCAGAUAUAACAAUGGAUGAAAAAUUACCAUCGGAUUUUUCAUCAUCAUCAUUAACUAAUUCAUCUUUAGCUAAAAAAGAUAAUUCAGAUUCAAUUGUACGUGGUAUACUUAAUAAUUCAAUGAAAUAUAAUCAUGAAAAACAACCCGUUGAUUCAUCAUCAUCAACAUUAGUUCGAAUAUUAAAUGGUAAUACGGUACAAAAUGAUAAUACAAAAAUACCGAUAUCUCAACAAUCAUCUCAAAUAAAUUCAUCAAAGUCAAAUCAAAUACCAUUAAAUUCUGAAACAAUUCAACAACAACAUAUUGAUUUUAUUAAAAAAUAUACAUCAGCAAAAGAAAAAUUAGAAGCUCAAUUAGAUAUAGCACGAAAACAAGAAAUAGCUAAUGGUGGACAAGCAAGUGAUGUUAUGAAACGAAAUACUAUACUUAAUAAAUUAUCUCAAUUAGAAAAUAUUAAAAAUAAACAUUUAGCACGUACACUUGAAUUAAGACGACAAACUCAACAAAUGGCAACAUCUGUAAUUGGUAAUAAUAUUGAACAAAAAGAUUUACUUAAUGGUUUAUUUAAUUCAUCAUCUCCAAAAUCAAUUGGAUAUAUACCAAUGGAUACUAAUAGUCCAACAAAUAUUUCAUCAUUAUAUAAUUCACCAUCACCAACAUUUUAUCCAUCAAGUUAUCAACAUCAACAAAAUUCAUCUCCAGUAUAUCGAGCAUCACCAUUACAAUUUGAUUCAGGACAAAAUUCAACAUCAUUUCAUGAUUUACAUACAAGAGUUAAAACUCCUGUAUAUGAUGAAUUUUUAAUGUCUUCAUCAUCAUCAUCACCUUCAUCAUAUAUACCAGUGAAUAAUCCGUCAUUAUCUGUACAUUCAUAUAUGAAUGUUUCAUUUCAAGGCGCAACAAAUAAUUCGACACCGAUGAAAUCUUCUUCUUUCAAUAAUCAUCAUCAUCAUCAUCAUCAUCAUCAUCAUCACAAUACUACUUAUCCUUAUUGA